Molecule: messenger RNA, 1323 nt
Organism: Boleophthalmus pectinirostris (great blue-spotted mudskipper)
Lineage: Eukaryota; Metazoa; Chordata; Actinopteri; Gobiiformes; Gobiidae
Gene: slc38a11
Product: solute carrier family 38 member 11
Exons: 12
Coding region: 1-1323 (440 amino acids)
Biological process (GO): amino acid transmembrane transport
Molecular function (GO): amino acid transmembrane transporter activity
Source: RefSeq, a predicted model, not a curated record
AUGGGGAAGAAAACUGGGGAGAAAAGCAAUGAAGAAGGGACUAUUUUAUUACAAUCCAUUAAUGCGCAGGGAUCUGGAAGUUCCGUGAUUUCUGCGUCUUUUAACUUCAUCAACUCCAUAAUUGGAUCCGGAAUAAUAGGUUUGCCGUAUGCAUUGAACCAAGCUGGGCUCCCAUUUGGUCUUUUGCUGUUGAUAGUGGUUGGUUUUAUCACAGACUACACCAUUAUUCUGUUGAUCAAGGGAGGCAACCUGUCAGGGACAAACAGUUACCAGGCGCUGGUCCAGAGCACUUUUGGGUUCCCUGGGUUUUUAGUUCUCUCUGUGCUGCAGUUUCUCUAUCCUUUUAUAGCCAUGAUCAGUUACAACAUCACAACAGGAGACACACUCACCAAAGUAUUUCAGCGGAUACCAGGAGUGGGUCCUGGUCAUAUUCUCGCCGAGCGUCACUUUGUCAUCCUGGUGAUAACGCUCUUCUUCACUCUGCCUCUUUCACUUUAUCGAAACAUCGAGCGGCUGGGAAAGGUCUCAUUCUUGUCAAUGCUGUUGACUUUAACUGUGCUCAUCAUUGUCAUCAUUCGAUCAGCCACUUUGGGACCAGGAAAUGUAAUCCCUCCUACAGAAGACGCCUGGGCAUUUGCAAAGAUGAACGCCAUUCAGGCUGUUGGCGUCAUGUCCUUUGCGUUCAUAUGCCAUCACAACAGUUUCCUGAUCUUUGGGUCUCUGGAGGAGCCCACUCUGUCUCACUGGACCAGAGUCACUCAUGUGUCUGUGGGCUCUGCUCUCGUCAUCAGUGCUGCUUUUGCUGUGGCUGGAUACUCCACCUUCACUGGUUAUACUCAAGGAGACAUAUUUGAGAAUUACUGCAGAGAUGAUAAUCUGGCCACAUUUGGUCGCUUCUGUUUUGGCGUCAGCAUCAUCACCACUUUUCCUCUGGAGUGUUUUGUCACUCGUGAGGUGCUGUCCAAUGUGAUGUGCCACAGAGACUUGACCAGAGCCGAGCAUGGGGCCAUAACGUUUCUCAUUGUAGCCGUUUGCACUGCCAUCUCUGUAGCCUGGGAUUGUCUGGGAGUAGUUUUGGAGUUAAAUGGUGCUCUGAGCGCCAUCCCGCUGAUCUUCAUCCUCCCAUCGGCCUGUUACCUCAAACUCUCGCCCGGGCGCUGGUUCCACUCCCAGAACCUGGUGCCCACCGUUCUGAUCGGACUGGGUCUGUUCUUCAUGAUCACUGGACUCACCAUGACGGGGCUUUUCCCGCAGGAGUGUUCACAUGGAGUGGAGAUGUUUUACUGCACAGAUACUAAUGUCUCCAGCACUGUCGCUCCUUAG